AUGGCGGAACAGCAACAGCGUGACUCACUCUGUCCGCGGUUGAUCGACUACUUGGCAAUCGUCGGAGCACGGACCACGUUCGUGCCACGUUCUGGCAAUGGCAACACCGGUCCAGCGGCCGGUUCCUCCAGCCAAUCUUCGGUACAGCUGCCGGAACUAUUGCGCCGUUACCCACCGAUGGAUCACGACGACUUCCCGCUGCCCCUGGACAUGGUGUACUUCUGCCAGCCUGAGGGAUGCGUUAACGUUGGAUCUCGACGCACCGGAGCUGCUAUCCGGGACACGACGUCGUUUGUGUUCACUCUGACGGAUAAGGACUCUGGCAAGACGCGGUACGGCAUCUGCGUCAACUUCUACCGACCGAUCGAGAAGUCGCUGCCGCGGGUGAGCGUUGGAUGCGGUGCUACUUCGGGAAAACAACCGCCUAAUUCGUCCUUGCGGCGAGAGUCCUGGCGCAAGAGUAUGGAGAAAAGCUCGGACUCUGCGUUUUCCAGUGACUACCGGAGCAGCAACAUCGCACCAAGCGACUCUUCCGAUCGCGACUGCCCGAGUCGGCGAGAUUCCGAUCCUCCAAAUGCGAGCAGCAACUACGCUGCGACCCAUCAGUCCUUGCUGGGUGUGGUCGGACCUUCUGGAGACUCCGAGUCUGGCGGCAGUCAUUCGCCUUCGCCGCGGGCCUCUCGCAAACGGUCGAAGGUUCGCAACCACUCGCUGACCUCACUGUGUAUCCUGUCGCAUCAUCCGUUCCUGUCGAUCUUCCGUGAGUGUCUGUUCAUCCUGAAGCGCCUCAUCGACGCCUGCAACGAUUCGUGCAGCCCGAAGCGAAUCGGAACGUCCAGACCAUCGGUGCGGGAUAGUGUUUGGAACGUGCUGACCAACCAGGCGUCUGAGACGACCGCAUCUGCCAUCCUACACGAUGUGCAGGAGAUCGAGACCUGGAUCCUGCGGCUGUUGUCAGCUCCUGUGCCUGUACCAGGGUCGACACGCGUUGAAGUGGAUGUGCUGUCAUCGACGCUAUAUCAACCGCUAGUAUUCGCGUUGCCUGACCACACUCGCUUCACGCUGGUUGACUUCCCACUACACCUGCCACUGGAGCUGCUCGGUGUGGAGACAUGCCUGCGCGUGUUGACACUGAUCCUGCUCGAGCACAAGGUGAUCAUACAGUCGCGGGACUACAACGCGCUCUCGAUGUCGGUGAUGGCGUUUGUGCACCUGAUCUACCCGUUGGAGUACAUGUUUCCGGUUAUUCCUUUGCUACCGACGUGUAUGGGCAGUGCUGAGCAACUGCUGCUGGCACCCACGCCCUACAUCAUCGGGCUUCCGGCGACGUUCCUCAUGUACAAAAAGAACUUCCGACUACCGGAUGACAUCUGGCUCGUUGAUCUGGACUCGAACAAGCUGACGCCAGCAUCCGGCGAUAUGGAGAUCGUGCCGAUGCUGCCGGAACCGGAGGGAGGCAUUUUGAAGAAUCAUCUCAAGCAGGCACUGAGCUCUAUGACGACUGGGAACCAAGUGUCUUCGGCGCCAGCUCGCCAGCAAGCCGGUAAUGGUCGCGACAGCUUUAGCGGAUCGAAUGCCACCACCGGACUAGCGUUGCAGGCUCCUCAACCGUCCGGGUCACAUGGAGCAGGUCAUGGUGCUAGUGCCGGUGUGUCUCAAACCGGCCCACCAGGAUCGACAGUUGCCUCUCAGCAGCCUAGUCCAGUCGGUAUGCCACCUGCCUCGAAUCCGCUCAUCUUUGGAGCCGACGUCGAUUCGGUGGAUGUCGCAACUCGCGUAGCCAUGGUGCGGUUCUUCAACUCGCAGAACACGCUGGCGAACUUUACGGAACACACGCGCAUCUUGCGGCUGUACCCACGCCCGGUCGUUGCCUUCCAGAUUAACAGCUUCCUGAGGUCACGUCCUCGGACGUCCGCCCUGCUGAAUCGAUUCGCUCGUACCCAGGCAGUCGAGUGGCUGGCUGAGUGGUCACUGACGCCCUCAAACGUGGCAUUCCUGCGUGUCCAGACCGGUGUGCUCGACCCGGCUCAGGUCGGCGACAAACCGAAAUGGUACGCACAUACCCUCAACCCGAUCCGCUUCCAGGUGUGGGAUGAAGGCAGUACUCUAAGCGGUGCUCUGAAGCGCAUGCUGCGUCUCGAGAGUCAACCGACGGACGAGAGUGGUUCUGACUCUGACGGUGCUGAUAGCACUAGCUCGUCAUACUCGUCGCUUAGCGACUUCGUAUCUGAGAUCGUGUCAUCAGACCUGUCACCGAGCCUGCACGAGGUGUAUGCGAGUCAGCAUCACCAUCAUCAUCACGUAGCACCGAAGAACCUAUCGUCAAAUCUGGAUCCACAUCUCGUGUAUCGGCCACCGAGCUCACUGAGAUUCCCUGAAGGUAUGCAACCAAAGCCGCGUGAGCCUCCCGGUGGAGAUCCGCAGGACUCGGGUGGGUCGACCUCUUCCAGCCAGUCAGACCUCAGUUCGCCCAGCUUCAACCGCGAUUCUGAGUUUGAAUUCAAUCCGAAGACACGCAACGAGGUACAUCUGGUCGUGAAACCGGAGCGCGAACACGGCAGCUUUGAGAACGAAUCCGACUCCAACUCGACCACUACACCGAAGACGAUUGUUUCGAAGGACAGUGCAGGUUCACAUGAGGCGAUGGCAGGCGCAAAGCGUGCCGGCAAGCUGUGUAAGAUACCGCCACCUAUAUCACCCAACUUCGGGCGGCAGCAGAGUGGAGCUAACUUGCUAGCUCGCACGUCCAGCUCGGGUUCUACCGGCUCUGGAAGUCAUCCACCAUCGCUAGGGUCGGCGGGCUCCCAGCGUCAGAGCUCACAGGGCUCACUGUUCGAGGUGUUGACGACUCAGGCAAAGGAACUGGUGAGGGAGACGACCCGUCAGAGCAGCCAGGAUGGGCUGCUAGCACAGAUGGACAAGCUGACACUUCAGGCGAAAAAAGCCGCCGAAGAGGCGUCAAAGCAGGCGCUCGAGGCAUCCAAGCAGGCAGCCGGUGUCAGCAAGAACACCAUCGAGGAUCUAACGUACGUGGGUAAGUCCACCAUCGGGGAUCUCACCAAGUCCGCCAAGGAGGCAGCUGCCAAGAAAGGACUGCUACAGCAGGGAACGGGCUACGUAGGACCGCAGUCUCUCAGCUCUCCAACGGCGAAUACGGUGGCCACCACCAACCAGUCGCUGUUCUCCUCAAUCACAAGCGACUUUAACGGGAUCGCACAGUCCACGUCGUCUAUGUUCUCCGACCUGUUCGGUAGCAAGCCAAAGAACCAGCCCAGUAUGCUGCAACAACAACAGCAGAAGAUGAAAGAAAAGCUGUCUUUUGAUCCGUUCCCCGGACGAAAGGGUCUAGUCGAGCGCAAUCCGCUCAUCAAGCACUCAGGUCCGAAGCAGACCAAAGAAGAGAUCCAGCGAAUACAGAACGCAGAGCGUUCGUCCAGCAACUCCGAAAAUCAAACCUUCCUGAAGGACUUAGUUAAUCAGGUGCUGGCGGGCGAGGGCGUCGGAUGGCUGAAGUUAAACCGCCUAAAGAAGCUCAUGGAGGAUGAAUCGUACCGCAUGCUAGUGCUGGGGAAGCUGAAUAGGACACUGGAGCGUAAAAUCGGUCCUGAUGACCACAUCGACGAUGUGUGCAUAUCGAAAUCCGUGUAUAAGGGAACCCUCAAGUGUCUAGUAGCGAUCACGCACGGGUUGGAGCAUACGAUAGGCAACUUUGGUCUCGGUGGGAUGGCUUCCGUCUUCCAGAUGAUGGAGAUCGCACACACGCACUAUUGGAGUAAAGAUUUAACCGAAGGUGCAGGCUCCGACAUGUCUGCUAGCCUGCUUUCCAGCCAAAGCGUCAGUCCGAUGGGUAGUCGCGAGAAUCUGCGAUCGCCCCAAAGUCCUUCGGAGCUGUCGGACUGGAUGUUGGGAGGCUCACGGAAGAGCUCUAGUGCCACCAACGAUCACGUCGUCUUGUCGCGUCAUCCUUCAGAAAACGAGCACGAAAACCAGACCACGUCGGAGAUGUUUAAAGAUAUGCUGUCGCUUAAACGAAACAUGCUGUUCAACAAGCUGACGUCGUUCGAGUCAGAGAGCUCCGCGCUGAAGGACGCCAAAAAGAUGGCGGGCGGCAUCUUCUCCGGCAAAUCGUCGCUGAGUGCCGGCUUCCGGUAUACAGGUGGCAGCCUGAUCCCGUCGUCCGGAUCGCCCUCACCAGACGCGCCCCGGGUGUACCUUUUCGAGGGGUUGUUGGGUAAGGAUCGCUCCGGUAUCUGGGAUCAAAUGCAGUUCUGGGAGGACGCGUUCCUGGACGCCGUCAGCCAGGAGCGGGAUAUGAUCGGUAUGGAUCAGGGCCCGGGCGAGAUGAUGGAACGCUACAAGGCACUGUCGGAGUCGGAACGCAAGCGGCUAGAACACGACGAGGAUCGCCUGCUGUCGACCAUGUUGUACAACUUGACCGCGAUCCUGGUCAUGCUGAACGUGCACAAGCUCGAGAUAAAGAAGAAAGUGCGUCGACUGUUGGGCAAGAGUCACAUUGGCUUCAUCUACUCGCAGGAAGUGAACUUGCUGCUUGAUCAGAUCAACAACCUUCACGGCAACGACAUCGACUUGAAGCCACUUGGUUCACGAUUGCUACACAGGCAGAGUUUCACCGUGCACCAAGGUGUCGAUGCGAGUGGUUCUCUCAGGUUCAUCGAAGUAAGAGAUGACGGUUUGGUUCUACGUUCCGUCAAUGGCAGUAUCACCGAACGUUGGUGGUUUGAGCGGCUCGUCAACAUGACCUACUCCCCUAAGACCAAGGUGCUAUGUCUCUGGCAACGUAACGGCGGUCAGACGCAGCUGCACAAGUACUACACGCGUAAGUGCAAGGAGCUGUACAACUGCAUCAAGGAGUCAAUGGAGCGCAGCGGUUGCGCCGGCCAAGCGCCCGAGCUGGGAGGUGAGUUUCCGGUGCAGGACAUGACCACCGGCGAAGGCGGACUUCUGCAGGUGUGCCUCGAAGGUGUCGGGCUGUUGUUCGCAAACAGUAAGGACUUUGAGUUCUUCAUCCGGUUGAACCACAUACGGAAGUGCUUCACGCAGAAGGGCGGCGUGUUCAUUCUGGAAGAGUACAAUCCCAAGACGAGGCUGAUUGUGCAGCGAAAAUACAAAUCCGCCAUGGCCGACCAGAUCUGCUACGCCGUUCUGUGUGUCUUCUCGUACAUCGCCGCUGGGCAGGAGCAAACCAAGCAGCAACACGGUGCUCCGGCUGGGAAAGGAUCCACUGGCGGGCAAGGUGGGCAAGGUCCUACGGCACUAACUGUGCCGGGUAAGACAGCUCCACCACAGCAAUCCCAGUCUCCACAACAGCAGCAGCAGCAACAACAGCAGCAACAGCAACAGUAUCAGUCGCAGAAAGUCCACCAAACGCAUCUUCCACAGCAAACUUCACCUAAGCUAAAAACUGUCGUCGGGAAACCGAUCAGCCCGAAAGGAGCAGCUCAGCAACCCACAGGCACUCCUACUGCAGCUCAACAACAACCACAACAACAGCAGCAACAGCAGGAUCAACCACAGCAGCAGGUGUUGCGGAAGAACUCCAACACCUCACAACCGGAUCCCGCCAUUGUGAAGUCACCACCGACGAUUCCGGCCCGUCCAAGAACGGCAGCCUCCGCAUCGUCCAGUUCACCCUCCAGCAGCCCACCCUCAAUAAAGGCUCCGGUGUUGGCGUCCACCCGAGGUCCUCCACCAGCCAUUCCACCUCGCACGAGCCUGUCACAGCGGUCGGAUUCCGUCAGCUCUAACUCCGGUGGAAGUCAUCAGCAACCACUGCAGCGGCAGUACUCCGCCAUCGAGACGGCGUCGGCACGGCCAGCGACUACCAAACCGUUUCCGUUCCGGUCACUUCAGAAGCCCUCCUCCGACGCAGGUGGAUCUUCGUUUGAGAAGUAAUCUAUCGAUCUACUGUCGCUGACGUUCUGCUGCAGUCUGACCAGAACCUGACGAUCUGCGGUGUGGUGUACCUGGGGGUAUCAAAUACAACGAUAGGGAGCCUUUCCCGCGAGACAUGGUCCAUCGGGAUCACCUUACUUUUCGGUUGCAUUUCGCGGGUUUUCAGCGCGAGAACGCCGCUUUCGCGAUCGUAACAGACAGGUUGGGAGGUAUUGUUAAGAUAAGCUUUAAAUCAACGCAGCAUGAUGCUAUUAGCGAACGACCCUUGAAGCUGUUUCACCGUUCGAUGUGCUGUACAUCGCAGAUGGAAGGUGAAGGUGAUGUACAAGCCAUCGAGGGCUGUGGAAUAUACAUAUUCGCUGUACAAUAAGUUAUCAUUUUCAGCACAAAGGGCACAGUUUAGUUCCGUUUCGUGUUCUGAUUAGGCAGUCUGGAGUGUCGGAGAAGCUAGCAUGGCAACAGGGACUCCACACUUGCCCGCUAGAUGUAUAUACCACAGGAACCAAUAGGAUAGGCGAGUUCCCCAUGUUUGUCGCAGUGUUGUCUGAGCUGUUUGGUAAAGCUUUCACGAGUUCGUUUCGACCCUGGGCCUGGUUGCCCACCUCAGUAUUCUCGUACUGCGUCGUUUGGAGUCGUCCGUGCCUAGCGGUGGUCACAUCCUUGGAGGUGAAGACAGCCCCCGAUGUAGACACCGUGCACGGAUGCAGCUGUUGCUUGUUUUCAGUUAAAUGUGCGCUAGCAAUAGGUACCAUUUACGACGUUAAACGCUGGCCCCAAACCCAACCCGUAGGGAUAGAUAAAUGGCCCUCUCCAGAACGUUACCCCCGACUAGUGUAGAUCCGCCAGUGUGAUAGCAACAUGUACGCGUAGGCGAGCAAACACGAGAGCAAUAUAUCUUUGUUGAGCUAGGCGAAGAAAACGGAAUCCAAAAUAAAAGCAUUACAUUACAUGGUAA
Molecule: messenger RNA, 6868 nt
Organism: Anopheles nili
Lineage: Eukaryota; Metazoa; Arthropoda; Insecta; Diptera; Culicidae
Gene: Rab3-GEF
Product: MAP kinase-activating death domain protein
Exons: 16
Coding region: 1-5913 (1970 amino acids)
Biological process (GO): regulation of apoptotic process; regulation of Rab protein signal transduction
Cellular component (GO): cytosol
Molecular function (GO): guanyl-nucleotide exchange factor activity
Source: RefSeq, a predicted model, not a curated record